AUGUCGCUCGCUCCUCAAUUUGCCGCCCGCCGGUGCGUUCAGUGUGUCCGCUCCGCCCAAGCCACCCCUCUCCUUCGAUUCGCAGCCUCGACCGCACCGCGCAGACGACAGCAGAUCGCGUGCCGAUGGCAAUCCACCGAUGCCGCCGCCGCGAGCUCUGCUUCCCCAAAGAUUGCGAAGAUUGUAGAGCAGAUCAGUCAGUUGACGCUGUUGGAAACGGCAGAUCUUGUGUCAUCACUAAAGUCGCACUUGAAUAUCCCUGAUAUGCCYAUGGGUGGAUUUGCCGCCGCUGCGGGACCCGCUGCCGCUGCACCUGCCGCAGUAGAGGAAGAGGAGGCCGCGCCUGCCAAGGAGGAGAAGACAUUGUUCAACCUCAAGCUAGAGUCAUUCGAUGCCGCCGCAAAGCCCAAGAUCAUCAAGGAGAUCAAGGCCAUGCUGGGUCUAUCUCUCGUGGACAGCAAGAAGUUUGUCGAGAGCGCACCCAAGAUGAUGAAGGAAGGAGUUGCCAAGGAGGAGGCAGAGAAGAUCAUUGAGACAUUGAAGGGCCUGGGUGGAGUUGUCAAGAUGGAGUAG
Ramularia collo-cygni is the source of this 573-nucleotide messenger RNA. RefSeq names its product related to 50S ribosomal protein L12. Lineage: Eukaryota; Fungi; Ascomycota; Dothideomycetes; Mycosphaerellales; Mycosphaerellaceae. The transcript has 2 exons. Gene Ontology annotation, biological process: translation. Gene Ontology annotation, cellular component: ribosome. The record is from RefSeq and is a predicted model, not a curated record. The coding region runs from base 1 to 573 and encodes 190 amino acids. Gene Ontology annotation, molecular function: structural constituent of ribosome.